CCUCACCCAGCGGCCAUUGGCCGCACAGGCUGCCGUUCGCGGCCUCUCCGAAUCUCCCCCCUCAAGGAAGGUUUGAAAGUUGGGCGGGUGGCAACCCUCGAGAAACUACCAUGAAGUAGAUUGGGAGGCACAAGUGAAGUGGGAAAAAAGACUUAAGGGUGGAAGAAGCUAUGAAAGGUGACAGGAUGGUUGAAGAUAGUGGAGUCUCUAACUCCAGCAUUGAGUUUUGGCUGAACAAGACUCUUGAGUGGGAUCAGAUCACCACUUUAGAAUCUCAGCAAGAUGUCUGCCUUCACUUGCCUGAAUUACAGGAAUUUCUCCUGCAGAUUUAUGGAGCUUUGAAACAUAUGAACUCGACAACUGCAGUCCAAAAAUUUCCAUUAAUUGGUCAGUUAUUAGGAAGACUUUGUUGGAAUCCUUUUGUCAUUGGUUAUGAUGAAUGCCAGAAGAUUCUGAUGUGCUGCUUAUGUUGUCUGUACAGUGGUGAACCACAGAGCCCUCUGGAAUUGAAGGCCAACAGCUGGAUACAAAAGUCAUUGUGCCAUCUGCUGUCAUUUUGUGGACUGGGAAAUCAUGAUGCUGAUGUUAAUAAGUUUAUUUCAACUCUUGGCUUCACAUCAGCAGAUUACUACUCUAAACUCAUUGAAAAUACAGUCUCAUCAUUAGUGAUGGAACUCGGCAGAACCCAGGUUAAUGGAUUUAACAGUCAACAAAACAUCUCUUGUCGAGUAACCUCCAUGUCUCUUCUCUGCAUACCUCUUAUAACUCUGCCUGAUAUAAAACCACUUCUUGAAGCUCUCCUUAACUAUCAUGAUCAGGGACCACAAGAAGUGCUUCACUCUCAGUUUUUAGAAGCAGUGAAUGAGGCUAUACUACAGAAAAAUAUCUCAUUAUCUGAAACUGCUGUCCUGCAAUUAUGGCUUCGUCACUUUCCUAGUCUGGAGAAGGCAAUACUACAAAAUAUUGAACAAUUAAUAUCCAGUCAAACAAGAUCAAUGCAAGAGAUGGCAUGUGUGAUAAAAGAUUCGUUAUUGCACCAAGCUGCAUGUUAUCCAGCUGUCUUUAGAACUAUUGAUGAAAUUUUCAAGAAUGCACUGCUGGAAACUGAUGGAGCUGAAGAAAUAAUGACUGUAAUGCAGGUGUUUACACAGUGCUUUGUUCAAGCUUACCAUGAGAAUAAUAAACAGCAUAAAUUUCCACUAAAGGCCUAUUUUCCUCAUAAUCCACACUCACUUGUGAUGGCUCUCCUUAAACUUCCUUCAGAUUUGCCUAGUAAUAGUCUAUAUCAACAUUUAGACCACCUUGCUGGAAUGCUCAAAACGACAGUAGAGGUCAAAGACUCUGAGUCUUUGGACGACCUCUUCAACCACUGGUUUUUGUUGAUUCACUUUGGCGAAUGGGCUGAUCUUGCAGCUAAGCAGUUGCUGCUGUCACAAGCAGAGUCUUCUAACUUGUUGUGGCUUUUGGUAUUUUACUAUAGUCCAAACAACAUGAAUCAGCAGGGAACUCAAAUAAUGGUAGAAGUUAGAUCUGUAUGUGACCAUCUGACAAGCCUCUCAAGGAUGCCAACCAUUUCUGUUGCAGACCUACAAACUUUAUUCAGCAGCAAAACCACUGUACAGCAUUCUGCAACUAAACAUAUUGUUAUACAUCUGAUUAUCACCUUUGUGCUGUUUACUCCUAAUGGACACACCAUAGCCAGAGAAUUGAUUGCAUGCAUUCUAGCUGAAAGCGAUGAAAUCUCACGAGUAACUGGACUUCUUAACCAUAUCGCAAAUACAGCUAGCCAACUUGGAGUGAAAUAUCAAUGCUCUGGAAAGCUGGCAAAUGAUCUGCUCCAGGAAUUCCGAUGUGGUGCUUAGUACUUAUUCAGAAUUAUGGAAUAAAAAGAGAAAAAGUAACUGUUUUCCAAUGGGCAUUUUCUGAAAAGACUCUGGGAGGCAAGUCUGUUAUUUGUAAUUCUGUAUAUUAUGACAUUCAUGUGAUUUUUCUGCAUUUGUAGAAGUAUCUUCAAAGUUACUUAAAAGUGCAUUGUAAAGCUAUUUUGUCUUUCUGAGAAAAUGUUUAAAAAAUAGCUUUAUUGAUGCCAUCAUUUACAAUCUGAUUAAACAGCUUAUUUCUGCUAUA
Thamnophis elegans (Western terrestrial garter snake) is the source of this 2127-nucleotide messenger RNA. RefSeq names its product FA complementation group C (gene FANCC). Gene Ontology annotation, biological process: nucleotide-excision repair; interstrand cross-link repair; cellular response to oxidative stress. The record is from RefSeq and is a predicted model, not a curated record. NCBI's taxonomy places the organism in Eukaryota, Metazoa, Chordata, Lepidosauria, Squamata, Natricidae. The transcript is spliced from 16 exons. The coding region runs from base 171 to 1862 and encodes 563 amino acids. Gene Ontology annotation, cellular component: Fanconi anaemia nuclear complex.